Messenger RNA from Paramormyrops kingsleyae, 6658 nucleotides. RefSeq names its product otoferlin-like. Gene Ontology annotation, molecular function: AP-2 adaptor complex binding; calcium ion binding. The record is from RefSeq and is a predicted model, not a curated record. NCBI's taxonomy places the organism in Eukaryota, Metazoa, Chordata, Actinopteri, Osteoglossiformes, Mormyridae. Gene Ontology annotation, biological process: plasma membrane organization; synaptic vesicle priming. Gene Ontology annotation, cellular component: synaptic vesicle membrane; presynaptic active zone membrane.
UCGAUCCACAUGGGCUGCAGACAGAGUACGGAUAAGAUUGCACAAUCGGAGAAGGAAACGUGCCCAGCCAUGAAGCUCGGAAAGUCCCGGAACAAGGACGACCAUAGGAAGGGAGAUGAGCCUGCCAUUCUGGAGACGGACGACAUGCCGCUGAGAAAGGGCGUGGAUCCAGACACCAUCUCUUUGGCUUCCGUAACGGCAGUCACCACCAAUGUCUCCAAUAAAAGGUCAAAGCCAGAUAUUAAGAUGGAGCCAGUUGCUGGGAGACCAAUGGAUUACCAAAUUAGUGUCACGGUCAUUGAGGCCAAACAGCUGGUGGGUUUGAACAUGGAUCCCGUGGUCUGUGUGGAGAUCGGCGAUGAGAAGAAAUACACAUCCAUGAAGGAAUCGACAAACUGCCCGUACUACAACGAGUACUUUGUCUUCGACUUCCACUUGCCACCUGAUGUAUUAUUUGACAAAAUCGCAAGAAUUUCUGUAAUCCAUUCAAAAAAUCUCUUACGGAGUGGAACAAUGGUUGGGACAUUCAAAAUGGAUGUUGGCACGAUAUAUUCACAGCCUGAACAUCAGUUCUACCACAAGUGGGCCUAUCUUAUCGAUCCUGAUGACAUCACAGCUGGCUGCAAGGGCUACGUCAAAGUGGACAUCGCAGUGGUGGGAAAGGGUGACACCAUUAAAACUGUCCACAAGUCCAAUGAGUCAGAAGAGGAAGACAUAGAAAGCAAUCUGUUGCUGCCAGAAGGAGUCCCAACAGAGAGGCAAUGGGCCAGAUUCUAUGUGAAGAUUUACAGAGCCGAAGGUCUGCCCAAAAUGAACACCAGUAUCAUGGCCAACGUGAAAAAGGCCUUCAUUGGAGAAAAUAAAGACUUGGUAGAUCCUUAUAUUCAAGUGCAGUUUGCAGGGAACAAGGGUAAAACCUCAGUACAAAAGAGUAGCUAUGAACCAAUCUGGAACGAACAAAUCAUUUUCACGGAGCAGUUUCCGCCGCUCUGUAAGAGGAUGAAGCUCCAACUCCGUGAUUCGGACAAAGUGAACGAUGUAGCCAUCGGGACGCAUUUCAUCGACUUGCAGAAGAUCGCCAACGACGGAGAGAAAGGUUUUCUUCCUACGCUGGGACCGGCCUGGGUGAACAUGUAUGGCUCCACGCGGACCUACACCUUGAUGGAUGAGCACCAAGACCUGAAUGACGGCCUUGGGGAAGGAGUCUCCUUCCGGGCCCGGCUCCUGAUGAGCCUGGCGGUGGAGCUCCUGGACACCAGUGCCCCCGACAUAUCGUCCUCCACUGAAGUGCAGAUGGAAGGAGUACCAAACAUCUCAGAGAACGCCACUGGCAAGAUAGAGGAGUUCUUUCUUUUUGGAGCAUUUUUGGAAGCUACUAUGAUUGACCGCAAGAUCGGGGACAAACCCAUUAACUUUGAGGUCACAAUUGGUUACUAUGGCAACGAGGUCGAUGGGGUACAAAAGCCACCAUCGAGGAAGGAUGACGAUGCCCCAGGGGAAGGCUCAAAUCUUAUGGAAAGCUCCGGUGGUGAUGAGAUAGAGGACGAUCCGGAUUUCGUCUCAGUCGCUUGCACUCCGGCCUUAAAACCUGUUAUAACAGACAGAAAUUAUUUCCAUCUGCCCUAUUUUGAGAAUAAGCCCUGUAUUUACAUCAAAAGCUGGUGGCAAGAUCAAAGACGAAGACUUUACAAUGCAAACAUGAUGGACAAGAUUGCAGAUAAACUGGAAGAGGGCCUGAACGACGUCCAGGAAGUUAUCAAGACUGAGAAGGCGUUCCCCGAACGUAGGCUGCGGGGGGUUCUGGAGGAGUUGAGCAUGGGGUGCAACCAGUUUCUGUCACUGGCAAGCCAGGACGAGAACCAAGUGGGGCGAACCAAGCUGGACCGGGAGAGACUCAAGUCCUGCAUGAGAGAAUUGGAAAACAUUGGCCAGCAGGCUAAGACCAUUCGAUCUCAGGUGAAGAAAAACACUGUAAAGGACAAACUGAAGCUGGUGCACAACUUCCUGCAUAAACUUCGCUUCCUGUCAGAUGAGCCACAACACAGCGUUCCUGACAUUUUCAUCUGGAUGAUGAGCAACAACAAACGCAUUGCAUACGUCCGCAUCCCUUCCAAAGACAUCCUCUACUCUCCUGUCGAGGAAGAGCGGGGCAAGGAUUGUGGAAAAGUCAAGACGGCCUUCCUCAGGCUACCUGGAAAGAAGGGGUUUGGAUCAGCUGGCUGGACGGUGCAGGUUAAGAUCGAGGUUUACCUUUGGCUGGGACUCAACAAGCACAGGAGGGACCUCCUGUGCGGCCUCCCCAAUGGGUUUGAGGAGAACAAGGCUGUGAAGGCAUCCAGCAGUUCCAGCCCACCCAUCAGUCUAAACUAUACCAUAAGCCAGGUAUUCCAGUUGAGGGCCCAUAUGUACCAGGCCCGUAGCCUGUUUGCGGCCGACAGCACUGGCCUUUCUGACCCCUACGCUAGAGUCUUUUUCUCCACGCAGAGUCAGGUCACUGAGGUUCUGAAUGAAACUCUGUGCCCCACAUGGGAUCAGCUUCUGCUGUUUGACAACCUGGAGUUGUACGGAGAAGCCAGUGAGCUACGUGACGAUCCCCCGAUUAUCGUCAUUGAACUUUAUGACCAAGACGCAAUGGGCAAAGCCGAUUUCAUGGGAAGGACAUUCGCUAAGCCUCUCACCAAAAUGGCGGACGAGCCGUACGGGCCACCGCGUUUCCCUCCACAGCUGGAAUACUACCAGGUCUACCGCGGCAACUUGCCGGCCGGCGAAAUGCUUGCAGCCUUUGAGCUGCUUCAGGUACCACCUACUGGAAAGAGUGACCUGCCUCCCAUCGAGGGCCCAGCUGACUUUGACCACGGGCCCAUAAUGCCAGUCCCGAUUGGCAUCAGACCAGUCCUUAGCAAGUACAGAAUUGAGGUCCUCUUCUGGGGCCUGAGGGACCUUAAGCGGAUCAACUUGGCCCAAGUUGACAGGCCUCGUGUAGAUGUAGAGUGUGCUGGGAAGGGGGUCCAAUCUUCUCCCAUCCAGAACUACAAGAAGAACCCUAAUUUCACCACCCUGGUCAAAUGGUUCGAAGUUGAUCUCCCGGAAAACGAGCUCCUCCAUCCUCCCAUCAACAUCCGAGUGGUGGACUGCAGAGCGUUUGGGCGCUUCACCCUGGUAGGGUCGCACGCUGUCACCACGCUACGCAAGUACAUCUACAGGCCCACAGACAAGAGCGACAACAGCUGGUCCCCCACAGAGGAAAUCGUAGUCAACAUGCAGGAGACGUCUGUCAGAAAGAUGGACACAGUGGUCAAGCUGGACUCUACCUCUGAUUCUGUGGUGAAAAUUGACGUGAAUGAAGAUGGGAAAAAGAAGAAGAAAAAGAAGGGGGAGGAAAUAGAAGAGGAGGAGGAAGAGGUGGACGAGACCAUGCUGGACUGGUGGUCAAAGUAUUUUGCUUCCCUCGAAACUUUGAAGGAGAUUCUCAAGGCUCAGGAAGCUACUAUGGGAGACGGGGAGGAGAAGGAAGAUGCGGAUAAUGCCGACAGUGCAGACAUCCGUCCGGAUGAUGGGAAGGGCGGCAAAGGGAAGGACAAGGGCAAAGGGAAAAGCUCCAAGGACAAGAAGAAGUUACAGCCUAUCGAGAUGCCGGAGAGGAAGAAGCAGAAAAUCGACGAACUUAAGGUGUACGACAGCGAGCUGGAGAACGCGUUUGACAACUUUGAAGACUGGCUUCAUACUUUCAAUUUGUAUCGGGGGAAAUGUGGAGAUGAUGAGGACCCGAACAUGUCAGAUGAAGAGAGGCUGAUCGGCAGAUUCAAAGGCUCUCUGUACAUGUACAAAGCAUCCUUUGCAGACGACAUGUCCAAGGAGCCGGGCUAUGAUCCCAACAUGGGCAUGUUUCAGGGCAUCCCACACAAUGAUAGCAUCAAUAUCCUCGUUCGCAUCUACGUGGUCAGGGCUAAUGACCUACACCCCGCCGACAUUAAUGGGAAGGCAGAUCCAUAUAUUGCAAUCAAAAUUGGAAAGACUGAAAUCAGGGACAAAGACAAUUACCUCUCCAAGCAGCUUAAUCCUGUUUUUGGACGAUCCUUCGAUGUUGAGGUCACGUUCCCCUUGGAGACAUUGCUAACAGUAGCGAUUUAUGACUGGGAUUUAGUAGGUAGAGACGACCUCAUCGGCGAGACCAAAAUCGACCUGGAGAGCCGUUUCUACAGUAAACACAAAGCCACCUGUGGUAUUGCGACACACUAUUCCAUUCAUGGAUAUAAUAUAUGGAGGGACCCCAUGAAGCCAACCCACAUUCUGGCUAAGCUGUGCAAAGACAACAAGUUGGAUCCGCCCGUCUAUGGCCCUGCGGGGCGCGUGAAGGUGGCUAACCGGGUCUUCCUGGGACCCACUGAGGUCGAGGAUGAAAAUGGUUUGAAGAAGCAGACCGAUGAUCAUGUUGCCCUGCUGGCGUUAAAACACUGGGAAGACAUCCCUCGGGUGGGCUGCAAGCUGGUCCCAGAGCACAUAGAGACCAGGCCUCUCCUAAACCCCAGCAAGCCUGGCAUUGAGCAGGGACGGAUUGAGUUGUGGGUGGACAUGUUCCCCAAGGACAUGGCUGCACCAGGUCCUCCUCUUGACAUCUCACCCAGGAAACCAAAGCCGUAUGAGUUGAGAGUGAUCGUCUGGAAUACUGAUGAAGUAGUACUGGAGGAUGAUGAUAUUUUCACUGGAGAGAAAUCUAGUGACAUCUUUGUGCGGGGGUGGUUGAAGGGACAACAAGAAGACAAGCAGGACACGGACGUCCACUACCACUCACUGACAGGGGAGGGCAACUUCAACUGGCGAUAUAUCUACCCCUUCGAUUACCUGAUGGCAGAAGAGAAGAUUGUCCUCUCCAAGAAGGAAUCCAUGUUCUCCUGGGAUGAGACAGAGUAUAAGAUUCCGGCCAGACUCAACAUUCAAGUGUGGGACUCGGACCAUUUCUCAGCUGAUGACUGGCUGGGUGCAAUUGAGCUUGAUCUGAACAGGUUCCCUCGUGGAGCCAAGACUGCAAAGCAGUGCUCAAUUGAUCAAGUAUUAAGUGAGCAGGAGACGCCCAUGGUCAACAUUUUCAAACAAAAGAGGAUCAAGGGCUGGUGGCCUUUCCUUGCCCGAGAAGAAGAUGGUGAGAUCACAAUCACGGGCAAAGUGGAGCUAGAGCUGCACCUGGUGACAGGUGAAGAAGCAGAAAAGAGUCCAGUUGGCGAAGGGCGAAAUGAGCCGGAACCUCUGGAAAAGCCCAACCGACCCGAUACUACGUUCCUGUGGUUCAUCAGCCCCCUCAAAGCCAUCCGUUACCUCAUCUGCACCCGCUACAAGUGGCUGAUCAUUAAGCUACUCCUGGCCCUGCUGGUACUGCUCAUGCUGGGCCUCUUCCUGUACAGCAUGCCAGGCUACAUGGUAAAGAAGAUGCUGGGGGCAUGAAUUUGGGAGCUGGUUGUGUACCCCCCCCCCCCAUCCCAAUCCCAUCCCCCCAUUUUGCAGUGCAGGACUUUCUCCAGUUAGGUACACUCACUCCAGCUCACAUUUUGCUACACUCUGUAUAGCGGUUGAGUACUUCAACAUUCUUAUAUUUAAUAUAUUGGUUGGCGUGUUCCCAUUACAUAAAGGCUUAAUUUUUCAUUUGUGUUACUUCCAAUUUUAUUUAUAUAGCACAUAUUGCAGUAAAAUUCCGGUCAGAACUCUGACGUAAGUACUUGACGUGUUAUAAAACGGAACGGGGGAUAUGUUUUGAUGUGUUUCCCGUGGAGUGUUUGCUACAUCAAGGCUACUUUUGCACUACUAGGAAUGCAAAGAAAGGUUAUGCCAUUAAAUAGGCUUCUUUGGCAUUUAUGGACACAGGAAUAAUGAAAAUAAUCUAUUGUGGCCUACGAGAGGGAGUCGAAUACCCACUUUGAGUUUUAACCUCAUGUUUUGCCUUGAUUUUUAUUGUGGUGUCUUUAAAGAAGUAUUCAAAAGAACAUGCUCUUCAAAGAUUUCUUAAAACUGCGCUCCAUCUCAAAGGCACAUAACUGUUAUAAAGGUCGAGACUGCUAUAAGUACCUGGGAGUGUAUGACUCAAAGAGGUGUGUGAGUAAAUCAGCUCUCAGCACAAUGGCAUGGUAACUGCCUAUUAAAUGACAGUUUUUGUCUAUAUAAAUUUGGGGUUGCGCUUAUAUAAGGUAGAUUGAGGUAUAUUUUUUUUCUCAAGAGUAAACAACUGUUUUCUUUCAAUAGUUGUGACACACACAAAACACUACAUGCUUCAUUUGGUCUUUAAUAAUCAUAAUUAUCCCAUUGUUAAAUUAAUAAUCCCUCCCUUUCGAAGAUCAAUUUCCCCUUGAACGCUACAUUCUGUGCAUGGGAGGUUGUUUCCUGAAAGACUCCGCCAUCCAGGAUCUCUACGCGCAUAGCUCUGCACACAGAAGAGCCUAGAGUAAAAUUCGGAAAACCUUCAAUACCUUCAUCUGCUGUAUGUCCCGCAUAGUUUGCUCUUUGCUUGAUUUGUUGUAUGUAUGAUUUGUAUUUAUUUGACAAUCUAUGUUUACUUAAAGACUAGUUUGCGAUGAUUUGGGUUGUUUAUAUGGGUGUAUUUAUUUCACUAAUUUGGUAGAGUGCAGUAUCUUUGAGUGUACUAAAUGAAGAAAUAAACACAAUGAGUUCA